Perkinsus marinus ATCC 50983 is the source of this 471-nucleotide messenger RNA. RefSeq lists its product as hypothetical. The record is from RefSeq and is a predicted model, not a curated record. The coding region runs from base 1 to 471 and encodes 156 amino acids. Lineage: Eukaryota; Perkinsozoa; Perkinsida; Perkinsidae. The transcript has 3 exons.
AUGACCUUCUUCUACUGGAUAGUCAUUCUACGCCUCACCGUCUGUGGCGGUAUAGAUUUCGACAAGAUAUUGGAGGAAUCUGGGGGCUAUGAUAAGUCCGAGGACCCUAUUUUCGGCACGGAGAGCCCAGUGGAGAAGACGAGUGAGCCGGGGUUCGUCUCAACUCCUCAAUGGACAACUCCGGUGAGCUCGGAGGAGCCGAUCGUGGAUCGAGAGCCCGUGCCGAACGUCCAGGAUCAAGAGGAAGCUCGCAACGACACCAAUAGCUUGCCCCAAGAUCUCAGAACGAUCAUUGCACUAUUGGUUGUCGUGGUGACCAUCCUUUUUCUGCUGAUCAUCACCGUGGUAUGGAGAUCCAUGACUCAGCACUGGCAGUAUGGCAAUCUCAAAGGAAUGGGGAAAGGGUGCCAGACACAGGAUGAUGAAGGGAGAUCUGAUGACGCUGGACAGCUGUCCGAGGCCACAGUAUGA